Molecule: messenger RNA, 1509 nt
Organism: Vigna unguiculata (cowpea)
Lineage: Eukaryota; Viridiplantae; Streptophyta; Magnoliopsida; Fabales; Fabaceae
Source: RefSeq, a predicted model, not a curated record
AUGAGGAAUCAUUUGAUAAGAUGCAAGGAAAAUCCUAAUAGAGAAGCAUUCAAAAGGCAAAAACUGUCAUCAUCAACUACAGAAGGGGCUAGUGUUGGCCCUUCACCAACUAUUUCUAAGUUUGACCAGAAUGCAUCUCGAAUGAAGUUGGUGAAGAUGUUUGUGAAAUCUGAGCUUCCUUUUCGAUUUGUGGAAGAUGAAGACUUCCGUGACUUUGUACGAUCCUUGCAACCACGAUUUGAGGUCCCAUCCCGCACUACAUUAAGGCGUGAAAUGUGGCAAUUAUAUGAAGAGGAAAAAACAAAGUUGAAAAUUUUUCUAUCAAAGCAGUGUGGGAGGGUUUGCUUAACUACAAACACAUGGACUUCAAUCCAAAACCUAAACUACAUGAGUUUAACAGUUCACUUUAUUGAUGAUGAUUGGAAGGUUCAUAAGAAAAUUUUGAAUUUUUCUCAAACAACAGGUCAUUCAGGGGAGCUCAUUGCUAAACAUGUUGAGGCUUGUUUGAAUAAUUGGGAGUUGAAGCGAGUCCUUAGUGUCACUGUGGAUAAUGCUACAGCAAAUGAUGUUGGGGUCCAAUACCUCAAAAGAAGGAUGUUAUCAUGGAAUUGUCUUGUCUUAAAGGGAGAAUAUGUUCAUAUGCCUAGAUUUGCUAGAUUCAAGGCUUGUGUUGAACAAGAGGGAAUUUCUUAUAAAGGUCUUGUUUGCCUUGAUGUUGAAACCAGAUGGAAUUCAACUUAUCUAAUGUUAAAGGCAAGCUUGAAGUACAAAGAUGCAUUUGUCUUGCUAGAUAUACAAGAUAAGAAAUUUGGUGCUGAAAUGGCCAAAAGUAGUGGUGUGCCAUUAGAAGAGGAUUGGGAAUAUGCGAGGUCUGUUCUACCAUUCUUAAAGAUGUUUUAUGACUCUACCAUGCGCAUUUCUGGUUCUUCUUAUGUCACUAGUCAUAUGUAUAUGAAGGAGGUGUUUGGAAUUGGUAAAAAGAUUCGACAAUAUUCUGAGAGUAGUGAUGUGAGCAUAAGAUCGAUGGCAAUGAGGAUGAAGGGUAAGUAUGAAAAAUAUUGGGGAAAUCCCAAUGGAAUUAAUAUACUAUUAUUGAUUGCUGUUGUGCUUGACCCUAGGAGUAAGUUGGAUUUUGUUAAUUACUUCAUUGACUAUAUAUUUGAAUCUAGCAUGGCCAGUGGAUUGAAAUCAAAAUUAUUGUCAUCUUUAAAAGCACUUUAUGAUCAAUAUCAAGGGAUUGAGGAGGGUUCUCAAAGUAGCCAACAAGAAUCCCAACUAGAUGAUGAAGAUGAUGAUCCUCAUGGCAUGAGUUUCUACCUAAGAGCUACAGGACGUAGAUUUGAUUAUAUAUCAGAGCUUGAUAAAUAUUUGAGAGAGGAUCCUGAACCUUAUACAAAAUCAGUUGAGCUUGAUGUUUUACAUUGGUGGAAGGUCAACUCAACUAGAUUUCCUAUCCUUGCAAACAUGGCUCGAGAGUGGAAGUACUUGUUUGCACACAAGAUUGGUUAA